This is a messenger RNA of Aspergillus homomorphus CBS 101889, 3654 nucleotides long. Its product is annotated as putative DNA damage repair protein Mus42. Gene Ontology annotation, biological process: error-prone translesion synthesis; error-free translesion synthesis. The transcript has 2 exons. The record is from RefSeq and is a predicted model, not a curated record. Gene Ontology annotation, cellular component: nucleus. Lineage: Eukaryota; Fungi; Ascomycota; Eurotiomycetes; Eurotiales; Aspergillaceae. Bases 1 to 3654 code for a protein of 1217 amino acids. Gene Ontology annotation, molecular function: DNA-directed DNA polymerase activity; damaged DNA binding; deoxycytidyl transferase activity.
AUGGGCUCUGUGUUGCAUCAGAAUUCCAGCGCUGUGCGCAAGCGUAUCCAGAACCAUCAGUUCGAAGAUGAGGGUGGCGAAGAAUACGAGGCCUCCACCUUCGGUGGCUUCAGCGAUUAUAUGCGCAGGAAGAAGCUCAAACUACAGAAUCUGGACGCUGAAAUACGCUCUGCUUCUGAGAACCCCCCCAUCUUCCGAGGCGUGGUUGCGCACGUGAAUGGCUAUACGCAACCGUCGCUCCAGGACCUCCACAAAUUGAUCGUCAGCCAUGGCGGUGGUUUUCUUCAGUACCUGAGCGGCAAGACCGAUGCUACGCACAUCAUCGCCAGCUCACUUACCCCCAAGAAACGGGAGGAGUUUCGAAGGUACCGCAUUGUGAAACCGGCUUGGGUAGUGGAAAGUGUCCAGGCGGGCCGCUUGCUUCCUUGGGAUCAGUUUCGGGUGGUGGAUGAGGGACAUGCACAGAAAGUCCUGAAGUUCGAUAAUGGCCGUAUGCUCAGCCAGAUCAACAGCCCGCAGUCGGGCUAUCGGGAGCAGAGUAUGACCAGUUGGUACACCUCUCAGCUUCAGGCAGCAGAUAGGACUAGUCCUGUGGGAUCUCCUUCAAGACACCCUGCGGGUACCGUGGUGCCCGAGAACCAACCCAACACGGCCUCGCAGUCGGACUAUGGCGACUUCCCUAGUUUCUCCAUGGACGACGCAGGUAGCCUUCCUCCCGUGUCGCAACAAACCAAUGUACUAUCUUCUCCCCGGGACCGUGAAUCCAGACAGGAUGAACCUCGUAAUGAUAUCGCUUCUCCACGGCCAGAAGUUUCGAAGACCAGGUCGCCAACGGCUCAACAAGCUAGUCCCUCGAAACCAGGAAUGACGUCCGAAGAGUACAAUGCUCAGUUAUUGACGGAUUCCCGCAUGCGCAAUUCCAGUGCAGCCAACCCCGAGUUCAUCCAACAAUACUACAAAGAAUCCCGACUGCAUCAUCUGUCGACGUGGAAGGCCAAUCUCAAAGCCCAGCUCCAAUUGGCAGCCACGGAGAAAUCGCAAUCCCAGGCCAAGCGCGCAAAAGCUGCACCUGGCGCCAGACGAUAUAUCAUGCAUGUGGACUUCGAUUGCUUCUUUGCCGCUGUGUCGACAUUAAAACACCCUCACUUGGAAGGAAAGCCAGUGGCGGUGGCACAUGGUACUGGGUCAGGCUCUGAGAUUGCGAGCUGCAACUAUGCGGCACGCGCUCAUGGGAUUAAGAACGGGAUGUGGAUGAAAGGCGCUCUACAAGCGUGUCCUAGCUUGCAGGUCGUGCCUUAUGACUUUCCAGCCUACGAGGAAGCAAGUCGGAGGUUCUACGGUGCCAUCCUCGCCAUAGACGGGAAUGUGCAAAGUGUGAGCAUCGAUGAAGCGCUUGUGGAUAUCACAACGCAGUGCUUAGAGGCUGGAGGCUCAGACGGGCGAGGCGUAUCCGAGGGUUCUAUCUACCGGGAACAAGCCAAAGCCGAUGAAAUCGCGGAAGCGUUGCGGGCGACCGUGAAGGAGCAGACGGGCUGCGCAGUAUCCGUGGGCAUUGGAGGCAAUAUCCUACUGGCCAAAGUCGCUUUGCGAAAAGCUAAACCGGCGGGUCAGUUCCAGUUGAAACCCGACGAAGUCCUCGAGUUAAUAGGCGGGCUCACGGUGCAAGGUCUCCCGGGUGUCGGCCACAGCAUGGGCGCCAAACUCGAAGAGCUGGGCGUCAAAUACGUGAAGGAUGUUCGCGAGCUGACUCGGGAAAGACUGACCUCCAGCCUGGGUCCCAAGACGGGCGUCAAACUCUGGGAGUACGCCCGAGGAAUCGAUCGGACGGAGGUUGGCAACGAGACGAUACGUAAAUCCGUCUCCGCCGAAGUCAACUGGGGGAUCCGCUUUACCAAUCAAACGCAGGCCGAAGACUUCAUCCGGUCACUGUGCGACGAAUUGCACAAACGACUAGUCGAGAAUCUCGUCAAGGGCAAACAACUGACGCUGAAGGUGAUGCGGAGAGCGGCCGACGCGCCAUUGGAAGCAGUCAAGCACCUGGGGCACGGGAAGUGCGACAUCCUCAACAAAAGCGCCAUGCUGGGCGUAGCCACCAAUGCAUCCGAGAUUCUAGGCAAAGAGACGGUGGCGAUGCUCCGCAGCUUCGGGAUCUCACCUGGCGACCUGCGAGGGCUGGGCGUUCAAAUGACCAAACUCGAGCCUCUCAAGCCAGGGGGUUCUCCACGCAAGCCGGACGGCAGCCAGCGCCAGCUGAACUUCAAGCCAUCACCCAUCCGCAAGAGCAUCGAGCGUGCCGCCGACGACCCAGACGAGGACGACGUAGACAGUCCGCGUCGAGGCGAGAGCGAGACGGUGCGAUCGGUCCCCUCGAUACACGAGAGCGGACACAAGCCGCUGAACAUGAGCGGCACGCAAUUCAUCCUCCCGUCACAGAUCGACCCGCAAGUCGUGGCCGAGCUCCCCAACGACAUCCGCGCAAAACUAGUAGCGCAGGGGCGGUCCCGAUCCCGACGGGAGUCCCUCUCCCCAUGCCCACCCUCACGCCCGCGCACAAGACCACCAGACGUACGCGCAGCGGAGCUCCCCCCGCAAUCGCAACUGGACCCAGAAGCCCUAAUGGCAUUACCAGAGGACGUCCGCGCCGAAGUACUAGGAUACUACACACGCGACGCAAGCACAGGGGCCUCCGCCUCACCAGAACCAUGGACGACCGCCGCGCGCCCAACCACCUCCAGCUCAUCGAGCUCGCUCAAACUCCGCAAGCCGACCACGCCGACAAAACGACGACGCGGCCGGCCUCCGAUCAUCAAAUCCAGCCUACCGACAACACUAACACAAGCCAAAUUCGUCCUCCCACCAGCACCACCAGCACCCACCACAACAGAAACCCCCCAACCGGGAGUAUCAGUCUCAGACGGGAUAUCCGCAGACUUCCUCGCCGCCCUCCCAGAAGACAUCCGCCAAGAGAUCCUAAACGAACAGCGCCGAACGCGCCUCCUCCAACGCCCAGCCCUCCACCCAUCCGCGCACGCAAAACCACCCACAUCCACAUCACCGAGAAACACCAACACAAACCCAAACCCAAACCCCCCACCCAGAGAAAAAACCCUCCGUCUCCCACCCCUCCCGCCACGCCCUACCUUCACCUCCAACCGCCUCACCUCCCUCCCUGACCUCCGUAACGCAAUCAAAACGUGGUAUACGGCUUUCAGUCCCGCCCAAACCUCCCCCUCUAUCACCCGCUCAGAAGAAGAAGGUGAAGAAGAAGAAGAAGGUCCACUGGAAGAAGACACCACCUCCCUCGCUCGAUACCUAAGGCGGGUAGUGCUCGAGGAGAGGGAUCUCGAUAAGGCGGUUUCGGUGGUGCGGUGGUUUGCUUGGUUGGUUGAGAGUGAUUAUCCCUUCGCUCUUCAAGGUCACGGGGAGGGGGAAGGGGAAGGGGAAGGAGAGUCUGGUUCUGGGUCUAGAUCUGGGGUAGAUUCUCAGGAUGAUGCGUUCAAAACGCCGAGUCCGAGUGGGAAGGUUAGUCGGCGUGAUGGAAAUCCUGCUAGUUCGCAGGGCUUGGGGCGGAGGUGGGGCGCUGCGGUGCGGGUGGUUAGGGAGAGUGUGCUUCUGGCGGUGCGGGAGAGGGGGUUGGGGGAUGUUGAGUUUUGA